Cotesia congregata is the source of this 1212-nucleotide messenger RNA. Lineage: Eukaryota; Metazoa; Arthropoda; Insecta; Hymenoptera; Braconidae. The record is from the annotation of a GenBank genome assembly.
AUGAUCGCGUUGCCGAUUAUUGUUAGCUUGGUUGCUGGUUGUUUUGCUCAGUCGUCUAGAAUUGCAAUAACUACGUCGUCAUCAUCUCCAUCUUCCGCAUCUUCAUCGGCAAAUUCCAAGUAUAAACUGUACGACGGUCCUUGUCGGCAAAUAACUACGAAACCGGUCAAUUUUGUUAAACACUCUGGACUAUGGUAUGAAAUAGCACGAAGUGACAAUACGGAGGACGGUUCAGAAACAUGCCAUAAAGUAUUAUGGCGACUACCAGUCAACAACACAUCAGUAGUUAUCCACAAAAGUUAUAAUCCCUUAACCUCCACUACUCAAACAUUGUCCUCCAUGGCAGCGCAAGGCCAUCGAGGAUUAGAAUUUACUCACCACUUUCCAACACUUGGCGACAUUGUCACAGAAUUCUUUCCUCUGGAUUUUGAUUCUAGUCAAUAUGCAAUAGCCUGGGUAUGUGAAAAUCGUGGUAAUAAGCAUGUUGAAAAGAUGAAUGUUUUUGCUCGUAAUCCCGUCCCAAUGGCCAAUCUAAAAACGUUAUAUCUGCGAGUGCAAGGAAGUUUAUUCAAACGAAUAAAAAUGUUUGUUCCUGUAAUUUUUUUCUGCUCAAUUGCUGGCGCUUUUGCGCAAUCAUCAUCAUCAUCAUCUUCGCUUUCUUCUUCGUCAUCAUCUUCUAACUCUCAACCAUUGUACGACGGCCCUUGUCCUCAAAUAAUUGCGGACCCGAUUGAUUACAACAGGUAUUCUGGAUCAUGGUAUGAAGUUCAACGGACUGCUGAUCACUACAAUGAGGAUUCAGAUCAUUGCCACAUAUCAACAUGGGAGAAGCCAAUCAACAAUAUGGCAAGAGUUACCCUUAGAACUUUUUCACCAAAGUUCCCUGCUGGUAAAAGUUACUAUGCAAAUGCUGUCCAGAAUAAACGAGGAACAUUUUUGACUCAUGAUAGUCCAGUUGUAGGUGCGCCCACUGAUUUUUACACUCUCGCUACCGAUUACAAUAACUAUGCGAUAGUUUGGACUUGUGACAAUCGUGGAGACAAACAUUUUCAACGAACCUGGAUGUUCUCACGAACUCCCACACCACACAGUAAUUUUGAAGACUGGAAACGACGGGCAUUUAAUCGAUACAAUCUUCCCGUUCCAAGGACGGUCAUUUCUCCAAAUUUUGUAAAAUGCGGCUAUUCUUCUUCUUCUUCUUCUUCAGCAUAG